UUAUAAGGAGAGAGAAAAUAAAUGCCGCAAUUACGACAUUGUGGCGUUAGGGGUCCAGGCCAUGAAUCGGAGAUACAGAACUAAAUAAAACCCCGCUCGGCCACUCCUCUACUGCUCCCUCACGACGGAUCAUAACCUCUAACGGCGGUAUCUCACCGAACUAAAAUAUUUUUUACCUUUUAUUUUCCGCCCUCUUCGACCGAACCCCAAAUUAGACCCGAAGAAGUUUUUGAAAUAAAUAUACAACUAAAACCCACAUUUCAUUAUCAGUUGACAUCUACAUGCCAAGUAGUACAAGUUUUACGUGAUAUGCAAGACGGUGCAUUUAGCCAACCAGGCCUAGAUUUACCUUGUGUUUUCUACAAGCAUGUGACUGUAUGGCAUGGUUCUCGAGUCUAUAGCAUCUGGAUGCAAUAAAUUUUGGUGUUCUUCAUGCUUUGUUAGAUGACUUCCUUGAAUCAGGAGUUGUUUACAAUGACGAGUAUAUUUAUGCAGAUGAUGAGGUUGACUCGUUUAAGUAUUCUUUUUCAGACCAGCUAGGUGAAUGGCUAAAGUUAGUAAAGCAAAGUGCAAGGCUGAAUCUACGCGUUGUCGAUUGACACGGUAUCCCUUGUCGUCUUGUCAGAAGAAGAGUGCUAAAGAUUGCCGCCCAAAGAUAAAGCAUUCAAAAGUCCUGGAGAAGAAUGAUUGGGAACGUUCAAACUGUUCAGUUUGUCUUGAAUAUCCUCAUAACGCAGUGCUCCUUCUUUGUUCCUCUUAUAACAAAGGUUGCCGCCCGUACAUGUGUGAAACUAGUUGUCGUUUUUCUAACUGUCUUGAACAAUACAAAAAAGCCUAUACAAAAGUAACUUCAAAUGAAGGUAUGUCAAACAGCACAGUGGGCAAUUCAAAUUUCGUUUCGGGAGCACGGUUGGCCAAUGAGAAGAUAGAAGUUCCAGAGAUUUUAUGCCCACUCUGUCGGGGCCUGGUGAAGGGUUGGACUGUGGUAGAAGCAGCACGCAAGUAUUUUAAUACCAAAAGAAGAACGUGUAUGCAGGAUAAGUGCUCAUUUGUGGGAACGUAUAGGCAGCUGAAGAAGCAUGUUAAAGCUAAGCACCCGUUGGCACGACCCCGAGCUGUGGACCCUAUGCUCAAAGCAAAAUGGAAGAAGCUUGAAUGUGAGAGAGAGCGAAGCGAUGUAAUUAGCACAAUUAUGUCAUCAACUCCAGGGGCAGUGGUUCUGGGUGAUUAUGUGAUUGAGCCAGGCCGUAAUGGCAUUUUCAAUGACCAUGAUGAUUAUGAUUCGGAUGAGUCUUUGGGUGACGAUUUCUUCCCACUGGAGUCCUUAAAUCGAGGGCACAGGAGUGGCCAUUUUCGUAAUGGAUUCCACUCGGAUUUUUUUGACUCAUUGGGCGUGGAUGAUUAUGAUUUGCACCGUCCGCGUUUGUUGAUGGCAAGAGGGCGUGGGAGGUUAAGGGGAAACUAUAGUAGUCGGAAUCCUAACUAAAAUAAUUGCCGGACUAAAGCUAUUUCAAUUCGGUUACUUGUUGUUGCCAUGGCGAAUCCGCAUGUGAUCGGUUGCUGCAGUAGCGGUUUACCCUGAUGCCUGUAAUGCAUCGGAAAUCGGCAAGUGAUUUCCGCACCCGAUAGAAAUAGCAGGUUAGAGGGACAUUUUGUAGGUAAUUUACUUCUUACUAGGGCAUAGGCAAUUCAUGAUCUGUUUCCUCUGUAGGUGUAUGAUUUGAGUGUCAUUUGGUUAAUAAUUGCAUAUUCAUUUGAAUUGGGUUGAAAUGAUUUGAUACAUUCUUCAUACAUUUAUUUUGAACCCAUUUUUAUGUUCAA
This is a messenger RNA of Mercurialis annua (annual mercury), 1821 nucleotides long. RefSeq lists its product as uncharacterized. Lineage: Eukaryota; Viridiplantae; Streptophyta; Magnoliopsida; Malpighiales; Euphorbiaceae. The transcript is spliced from 2 exons. The record is from RefSeq and is a predicted model, not a curated record. The coding region runs from base 545 to 1486 and encodes 313 amino acids.